ACCCCCCCAUGUGCAUAAAGCAAACAGAGAUCAAGAAUGCCUUCAAGUAUGUGAACACUGUCAUAUCCUGCCUGAUCUUUGUGUUGGGGAUCAUUGGCAACUCGACGCUGCUCAGGAUCAUUUACAGGAACAAGUGUAUGAGGAAUGGACCCAAUGUGCUGAUUGGCAGCCUGGCACUGGGAGACCUGCUUUAUAUUGUAAUUGCCAUCCCCAUCAAUGUGUAUAAGCUGUUUGCUAAGGACUGGCCAUUCGGUGUGUAUGUCUGUAAGCUGAUGCCGUUCAUUCAGAAAGCCUCAGUGGGGAUCACUGUCCUCAGCCUGUGUGCCCUCAGCAUUGACCGCUACCAUGCAGUGACAUCAUGGAGCAGGGUAAAGGGGAUGGGGAUCCCUCUGUGGAAAGCAGUGGAGGUGACACUGAUCUGGCUGGUUGCUGUGGUGCUGGCGGUCCCAGAGGCGUUGGCGUUUGACAUGAUGGAGAUGUCAUACAGAGGCAACAAGCUGCGUGUCUGCCUGCUGCAUCCAGAACAGGCCACCAGCUUUAUGAAGUUCUACCAGGAGGUUAAGGACUGGUGGCUAUUUGGCUUCUACUUCUGCCUCCCUCUGGCAUGCACAGGGAUCUUCUACACACUCAUGUCCUGUGAGAUGCUCAGUCGAAAAAAAGGCAUGCGCAUCGCACUCAACGACCACAUGAAACAGAGGAGGGAAGUGGCGAAGACAGUGUUCUGCUUGGUGUUGAUUUUCGCGUUCUGCUGGCUGCCACUUCAUCUCAGCCGUAUCCUGAAGAAAACCGUCUACGACCAAAAUGACCCCAACCGCUGCGAGCUGCUCAGUUUCCUUUUAGUGAUGGAUUACAUUGGCAUCAACAUGGCCUCUUUAAACUCCUGCAUUAACCCAAUCGCCCUCUACUUUGUCAGCCAGAAGUUUAAGAACUGUUUCCAGUCCUGCCUGUGCUGCUGGUGCUAUAGGACGUCUCCUCUGGACGAGCGGAGCUUCGGUGGACGCUGGAAGGGCUCUUGCCACGGCAAUGGACUCGACCGCUCCAGUUCCCGCUCCAGUCAGAAAUACACAAGCUCUUCAUAAAACACACAAUACACACACAAUCCUCAGCUACCAAAACCAACGGUCCCAUCAGUUCAUGGAAAGCAUGCAGUCAGCGCCAACAAACCAACAUUCAGAUCUGAGUCAGGAGUGGAAAAUGAAGUCACUUGAGACUGAAACACUCUGUGAUCUAUCCUAACUGGUGAAUAUAACAGGAUGCCACCUGUUCAGGCUGUAACAAUCAUAACUGCACAGGCUAUGAUGAAACCAAUGCUGCAUAAACAUAUUCCUGCUCUGACACAGAUCUUGAGCUUAGCAUGAUAACUGUCCAGAGGACUUCAAGCCUCUCUAUGGACCAGAAAAGAUAAACACAUUUGAGGAGAAAGUCGAGUCAAGCCACUUGUAAACUACUGUACGUAUUACAGUAUAUCCAUGUAGAUUGCAGAUUUUUUGCUUAUCUAGUCCACUUGCUUCAUAUACAAGUAAGCAGUGAUCAGUACUACAUGUUGAAGCUUUAACAGCUCAAGGUAAAGUGCAACGCUGAGUUCUUUGAAGCUCAAAGGACUGGCGCCUUUGAGAGUAGACGUCUCAAUGACGCUGUUUAUUUAAUGAUAUAGAAAAAAACUGUAGCAAUUUAUUUGACAAUGAAGUAGCACCCAUGUGAGCUGGGGCAUGUUAGUGGGCCCAUUGGCUCUGCCCAAAAAGUCAGUGAGCUUUAUUCAAACCUUCAUGCUCCUCGGAUGAAGGACACAAAGUAGCAACGGUUACUUUCAUACUCGGCUAAAACCGGGCCCCACUGUGGCCCCUAGGUCAUGUGAAGAAGCUUUAUGUUGGAAAUCUUCCUAUCUCUGCUGUGAGUCAUAUGGGGGCAGCUGUUGAACAUGAACUCUGAAAGAACACCAGAUGAUCGCCGGCGUGCGUCGUGUACAAAAUUGGUUCAAACAAUGUAGCUUCUAUUUUUCUGAGAGCGUAGCACGAAACACAUGAGGAGCUUGUGUUUCUCCUCAGCACAAAAGGUCCACAGAUACUUUUUAAACAUUUAGAUUUUUGUUUUUUUAUCUGACAGAUCCAAUGUUACAAAGAUGUGCUGAUUGUUGGAAAUGAACUUUAAAAUUAACCCACAUUGUUAGGUUAUACUGAAUUUUUACAUAUGCUACUUAAAUGUUUUGAAAGAUCAAAAGCUUGUAGACGGUUGUUCAGGGUGUUAGUUCUGCAUCUAAUGGAUGAUAUGUGCAGAGUGAACUCAGCUGAUUGAGAUCAUCUGAGACAGGAUAAAAUUAUACAUGACUCUCUUCUGAAUAAAUCAAUGGAAAGUGAUUGAUUUUUACAAAACUAAACAAGAACCCAAAAGUCAAGGCAAAUUGUAUAACUGGUGUUUUAACCUGUAUGGCAUCGAUGCAAGCUGAAAACAAAAACAAAAACUGUUUUCCUCAGUACUACAUGAUAACAAAUGUAGUACUGAAAUUUGAUUUGAAAUUUAGUUGUGUUACUUAAAAAACUUUAAUUUUACAGUUUUAUGGAAAGAAAUUUAAAUAGCAGCACAAGAAACCUUUUUUUAUUUUCAUUACUAAUCCUUGAACAAUAUGUUAUCUAUGUAUUCAUAAAGAUACUUUAAAUAAAAUUGAUUUAUGAACUUUGUUUAUGUUUAGCAUAUCACCUUUGCUAAAUCACAAUGUUGCUUCACUGAAAAUAUGACGUAACUGAAUCAUAAACCCUGCCCCUCGCACUGUGACUGCUGGAUAUGGGCACCAGUGACCCACGCGACCUUGAAAGGAAUAAGCAUGUACAGAAAAUGGAUGGAUGGAUGAAUCAUAAACCCCUCAUGUCCAUCUGUAGAGCCCAUGCCUUUUGAGAAUGACAAUCUGUGUCACACCCCCCACACACACCUCCAGUGUUGUACUGCAAGCUUCUGUUUAAUGUGAUGAAGAUUGAUUUCUGUUAAAUGUGGGAAAUCGUCCCCCUAAAUCCAGCAAAAUUGUUUCAUGCUCCAUAAAUAGGUUGUACACAUUGUUAAAGGACAAAUUAAUUUGCCUUUCCAUUGUUUCCCAAGAAUAAAAAACAAACAAACAAACAGUUCAGUCUCUACGAUUGAAUUGUUUAGUGAGGUCAUCAGAAUUGCUCUGCCAGGGUCAGCUAGGGUUGUGAUGGAGCACUAAGACAAUAAAACUUGGCUAUCUAGCGGAAGUAACAUUAGUACCAACUGUUCUGGCACAGCUUUGAGCUCCUGUUAACCGUCCUCACAUUUAUAGAGCCUUCCUUCCUUCUCCUUCAAACAGAUGUGUGCCCUCUGAGGAAAGUGAAGUAUCCUGUAAGAAUUAGUUUACUGUACUUUCCACUCACGACCGACAGUAAAAAAAAAAAAAAGCAAAAUAGACAAGCUUGGAGAUAUUCUCCAGGGAUUCAGUUUAUUAUACAUCAGGCCAUGAGGCAUUGUUUGUCUAAUGAACUUUGAUCCAUAUUUCUGAAAGUUAUCUUUUAUAUGAAAACUCCUGAUCACCAUGACAUAAGACUUAGGUGAUUUGAGUCUCUGAUUUGGGUUAAUGCACCAGAAAUACUUAUUUAGAUGAAAGUAAAAUACAUUUUAAAUAUGUAGGUUACCAUUUUGGUUUCCUUUGUUUUCCAUCCAUCAUCUGCAAAGUGUAAAAUUCUGAAAUAAAACAUCUCCAAAUAUUGCAACCUUACCAUGCUCACAUACAGUUGAGGUUGUGCAGUGCACCAGUGUGAUUGACUCAAGUGAAAUGGUUCUCUUUAGUGAUUAAUUUGGAUUAACUUAUGUCCAUAAUGUGAACCAAAAUCUAACAGCUUUAGCCAUUCCUCCCAAAAGGAGGCAGGAAUGUUGUAGAGAAGCAGAUACGUCAAUUUGUUUGAAAAUAUGCACAUGAUCAACUAUGUUUGCUAACACUACUGCAUGCACUUCAGCAUGCAGCUGAAAGAACAGUUUUAUUGGCGUGUUCAGGUAAUUGAAAUUUCCAUGUUCCAAGUCAGAAAAAUCAACUGGAAAGUCUCUAAAGUUGCAUUUCCAACUUAGAAUAUCAAAGAUUCCCUGAUUAGCCCAGCUUUAAAAUCCAACAUGGCCGACCCGCACGUGAAAAGUUGUGAUAGCUGCACAGAAUCCAGAAAAAUUAAUUAUUGACUUGCUUUGCUAAUUGCAGUUAGCUUGGCUCCUGCGUACAAACUUUAAGAAAUCCUACAGGUCCUUCAACUUGCAACUAGCAUUCAAAUCCAAGUUCCAACUUCUGAGGGAAACGUAAUGUAGCUUGUUCUCCGUUCUGCUUUAACCUGCCUCUAAAUGUGUUACAGAAGCUCAGAGUGCUAACGUUUUUGUAGAGAAACCAUCAAGUUUAAAAAUCAUGGUUAAUAAUGUGAUCCAAAUACAUGUAAAUACUCUGAUGACCCUGUUCAUUUGAAUAAAGUUAUCUUGUUCUUUUUCUGUUCAAAUUAAUAAAUACCAUUUUAUAGCA
This is a messenger RNA of Austrofundulus limnaeus, 4498 nucleotides long. RefSeq names its product endothelin B receptor. The record is from RefSeq and is a predicted model, not a curated record. Gene Ontology annotation, molecular function: endothelin receptor activity. Lineage: Eukaryota; Metazoa; Chordata; Actinopteri; Cyprinodontiformes; Rivulidae. Gene Ontology annotation, cellular component: plasma membrane. Gene Ontology annotation, biological process: enteric nervous system development; regulation of blood pressure; vasoconstriction.